Messenger RNA from Cokeromyces recurvatus, 882 nucleotides. RefSeq lists its product as uncharacterized. The record is from RefSeq and is a predicted model, not a curated record. The coding region runs from base 1 to 882 and encodes 293 amino acids. Gene Ontology annotation, molecular function: protein binding. NCBI's taxonomy places the organism in Eukaryota, Fungi, Mucoromycota, Mucoromycetes, Mucorales, Mucoraceae. The transcript has 2 exons.
AUGCCUUAUGACAUUAUCGCUAACAUAAGUCAGUAUCUUGAUUUAUGUUCAAAUACAAGUUUAAUGGACACAUGUCGACAUAUGCGCUACAUGUAUUUGUCUUCGAAAUAUUUAUGGAGAAGAAUAGUAUUCGAUUUAAAUCAUACAACUGACUUACAUAGAAUAUACUCCUCAUUAAGAAAGCUAGAUGAUUCAAAUGGUUUACGUCAACAUAUUACUGAGAUUAUAAUGGAUGAUACUGAUGAUGCAGACCUCUCACCAAUUAUUAUGUUGAUCAAAUUCCCACAUUUACGAAAAUUAAGUGCUAGAAAUAGAAAAGAAAAUACAAAUUUAGAAGUUGAUGUUAAACUGCUACAAGAAAUGAUGAAGUUUGGAUCGCUUAAAGCAGGAACAUUACCUAUUGAAAAAUUAAACAUCUAUCAUUAUUAUAUGGAUUUUGAACCUCAUUUAUUGGUUUAUCAAAAGACAUGGAAUAGACUAUCUAUUCAUCCUCAUGUAGAAUUAGACAUUAGAAUUUGUGGUUAUUUACCAGAAGAUCAAAAAGACAAUGAGAUUGAGAGAGAAUUAAGUUUAUUGGAACAGCGUAUUCAACGAUUACAGAUGCAGCAAGAUAGUCAACGUAGACAUUUGGCACCGCUACCCGAUACAGAACAUAGACAAGUGAGUCGAUGUCAGAGAAUAGUAUGUGUUACUGCAAAAUGCUGGUCUUGUGGAUACCAGUUUGAACAUUGUUGGAAGUGCGUGCCUGUAUGUAGUGGAUGUAAUCUAAAGAGAAUACCCCCAAUGGCAAAUGAUAACCAAAAUCGGUUAAAAAAUCGUCGUCAAAAAGAACUCAAGAAACAAGUUAUGGCUGAUGAGGAUGACUUUAGUGUUUUUAGUUAA